AUGGGCGCGCCCACAGCAGCCGGCGACAUGUCGCCACGUUCAAUCCAGCUGUCAUCGGAGCCGCCGCUCUACGCAUACAAGCAGUUAAUUGUUGUGAUCGUGCUGUCAGCAGUGGCGAUCGUCGUCACGGCGCCCUGCACACCCAACGGCUCCGCCCUAUGGUUCCUGGCGUUUUUCACCAGCAUCAACCUGUUCAAUGCCUUCGGCCAGGCGGCGCGAAUGAUCAGCGCUGUUCGCAAGCUGCGCGCCCGCGUGCUGCCACACUCGUCUGGCAGCGACGCGUUCCUGGGCGACGCCAGUGGUGUUGUCAGCAUCGCCUGUGGGAGCUGCUGCGGUGGCAGGCCGGCGCCUGCAUGUGGCUGUGGCAAUCAGUGCGGCGACGACACAUCUUACUUGCUGCUGCGCGUGGACGACGCGCCGGCAUGGCGCCAUGUUUUUGUGAUCCCAAACUUCCGUGAAGACUUGGAGGUGCUGGCCGCCACGCUUGACCGCCUCGCAUCGCACCGCCACGCAACCCACUAUACCAUCCUGCUGGCGAUGGAGGAGAAGGAGGCUGCGGCAGAGCGCAAGGCGGUGCAGCUGCAGGAGCGCUUUUGCCUUCGCUUCAAGGCCAUCCUCUUCACGCUGCACUCCCUUGAUCCCGUCAACGAGAUGCCCGGCAAGGCCUCAAACGUCAACGCGGCCGUCCGCCAGUUUGCGGCGGCUGUGCCGCCCUCGGACCACGCGCGCUAUCUGCUGACCAUCAUGGACGCGGACGCGCUGGUGCCGCCCGCUUACGUGACACAGCUCGAGGCCACCACGGCCGACGUGGGCAGCAGCGCGGCCGACCAUGUGUAUGCGGCACCAGUGCUAUUUGAGCAGAACGGCGCGGAGGUGCCGAGCCUCGUGCGCGUCACCGACUUUACCUGGGCAGCACUUGCAAUGCAAAACCUCAACAACUGGACAGGGGUGGGGUUCCCCAUCUCCAAUUACAGCCUGUCGCUGGCCCUGGCGACCUCCAUGGGCUACUGGGACACGUGGCCGGAUGCCAUUGGCGAGGACAUGCACACCUUCAUCAAAGCCUACUCCAAGACACAUGGUUCGGCGCGGCUCUACCCCAUAUUCGCCCCAAUCAACAUGGGGCACGUCAACGCAGACGGUUUCUUUGCCAGCUGCAAGGCGCGCUUCACGCAGUCUGAGCGUCACAUGCGCGGCAUCGCUGACACGGCCUAUUCACUGCGGGAGCUGGCGAGCGGCAGCAUGCCUUGCAACUGGCGAUCGCUCAUGGUCUUGUUUGGGUGCUGGGAGGCGCACCUCGUAUCCACUGUGUCUCUGAUCUCCUACAUAUUUUUGCCCAUGCUGUACGGCGCCCUGGGCACGCUGGGUGUGCCCUGCUACAACCACCCGCUGCAACGUGCCGUCAUCGACGGCAUGGGGCGCGCGAACCUGCUGCUGAUGGUCACAGUGCUGGUGUGCUUUGAGGUGACCCGCAACACAUGCCGGCGCCACCUGUACGGCAUGCGGAGUCCCACGAUCCCCCACACCCUGCACGGCGUGGUGGUGCACGUGGCUUCAUACCUGUGGCUCUUCAUCGGAGUGUGGCUCUACACUGUGGUGCCAAUGCUGCUGCUGCUGCUGUUGCGGCUGCUGCGGCUGCUGCGGCUGCUGCGGCGGCUGCUGAUGCUGCUGUGGAGGCAGCCGACUGUGCUGCUGACGCCGUUGCUUGUUGUUGUGCUGGCAUCCUCAAUCAAUUGA
Molecule: messenger RNA, 1734 nt
Organism: Monoraphidium neglectum
Lineage: Eukaryota; Viridiplantae; Chlorophyta; Chlorophyceae; Sphaeropleales; Selenastraceae
Exons: 4
Coding region: 1-1734 (577 amino acids)
Source: RefSeq, a predicted model, not a curated record